AUGAUGCCACAGAAUUCAAGUAGAAUUGAUUGUGGUAAUGAAUGCGAUUCGAACCAAAGCUCACCGAUCAAUAAAGAACCUGCAGAGGAAAUAGAAUUGGUAACAGACAAAAAUGAUGCUGACGUUGAAGGUUCAACACCAGAACCAGAAGAGAAUGACCCCCCAGAUCAAAAAUCUACUAACUUUCAAAGUAGUUCCACAGAUGACGAACUGUUUUGCCUUGUACCGGGUCGUCUCUCUUUAUUAAGUGCUACACAAAAAUACAGGGUUUCUUUAGAUGAAGUUCGAAGGCGUCUUUCCAAUCCAGAAUGUCUUAAUGCAUCUGUACUUGGUGGAAUACUUAGAAGAGCCAAGUCCAAAAAUGGUGGGCAUCACCUUAGACAGAGACUUGAAGCCAAAGGACUGUCUCUUCCAGCUGGUCGUAGAAAGGCAGCUGAAUUAUCUCUGUUAACAUCUCUUGUUGAGGGAGAAGCUCUACAUCUUGCUGAAGAUUUCCGACGUCUGUGUGAAAAUGCUUUUCCUCAUACGGAAUUAGCUCAGAUUAUCGGGGCUCAGCAUAUAAAUACUCCACAUGUUGAUAGAAGAAUAUCCAUGGUACAAGCUGCACAGGUACUUAUUCAAGAGCUUCAGGCCAUGGUCAAUACUGUAGGAGGUCCCACAAACCUACGUCCUGAUGACCCAUCAAAUCCAUAUCCUGGUCUAACAAAUUUCAGCUUGCUAUCUCAUGGAUUUGGUAAUCCUAAUAUUAGUGCUGUUCUAUCA
Messenger RNA from Gigantopelta aegis, 762 nucleotides. RefSeq names its product transcription factor AP-2-epsilon-like. Gene Ontology annotation, cellular component: nucleus. NCBI's taxonomy places the organism in Eukaryota, Metazoa, Mollusca, Gastropoda, Neomphalida, Peltospiridae. The annotation marks the transcript as partial. The transcript has 4 exons. Gene Ontology annotation, biological process: regulation of cell population proliferation; anatomical structure development; regulation of transcription by RNA polymerase II. The record is from RefSeq and is a predicted model, not a curated record. Gene Ontology annotation, molecular function: DNA-binding transcription factor activity, RNA polymerase II-specific; RNA polymerase II transcription regulatory region sequence-specific DNA binding.